GUAUCCUUGGAAUUUGCACCAGGUCUGAACUGACAAACGAAGCUCUGCAUCAUCCCGCCCGGCAUCAUCAUCCAUGCUCCACUGUUAGAUCAGGCCGUUGAUCAUUGGGAACUCCCGCCGCGGCCAAGAAGACUUCUUCUAUCGAGUUAUCGAUCUGCGCCUCCCCCAACAUCUCCUGCUCGACCUACUUCCCCGCUUGCCGGCAACCUGACGGCCGUCGCCGCGGGCUUUCGCCCCUCGAGCACGGGUCUUGCUUGUUGCCCUACGAUGUGACGACGCCCUGAAGCCUCCAGCAUGGACGCGGACUGGGGCGAGGUUACUCGCUUCCACUUCCAGCAGCAGCGGGCGGACAGCUUUCUCCAUUCGACGAUACCGACCGCAAUCGCCUUCGAUACCGGUGCCGAGCUGCUAUGGGUUGGUCAAGACUUUGGGAGGGUUGCGUCCUUCUUUCACAAUGGCAACAAGGAGAUGGAGCGGUAUACCGCCUUCAAGGCGAGUCCGCACAACCAGGGGGCGGUGCGCCAGUUUCUCUUCAACGAUAGGGGCGUCAUCUGCUUGAGCCCCCAGAGCGUCCACAUGGCAUUGCGGAGAGGCCCGCCAUUGUGGCACAUCAAUCAUGAGGAUAUGAAAGACUUACGAUGUAUGUCUUUUACGUCGCGCGGCACGGCCGAGAUCCUUGUUGCUGGCUAUCAGGACACUAUGUUCGUCAUCGACGUGAACAAGGGAGACAUAACCAAGCAGGUCCCCGUAUCAGAGCAUUACAGUAUUAUGAAGAAGAGCCGGCAUAUCUGCGCCGCGACUAAGCGUGGCAGCGUCGAUAUCCUGGAUUCAAUCAGCUUCAAGGUCACCAAGACGUGGAACACGCAGUCUGCGUACAUCAAUGACAUGGACGUACAGCAAGAUUUUAUCGUCACUUGCGGUGCGUCCCUCAAGCAGUCGAACUACAUGUUCGAUCCGUAUGUCAACGUCUUCGACCUGAAGAACAUGCAGUCCAUGGCGCCGAUUCCGUUCCCGCCGCUGGCCGCCUUCGUGAGGAUGCAUCCAAAGAUGGUGACGACCGGAAUCGUCGUCUCCCAGGCCGGCCAGAUGCACGUUGUCGAUCUCCUGAAUCCUAACACUACCAAUGUUAGACAGGCCAACACGACUGCCUAUCUCGCUCUGGUCGAUAUCGCGCCCUCUGGCCAGACGGUUGUCAUUGCCGACUCGGACGGGUAUCUGCACCUUUGGGCGCCGUCAUCCAAGCAGCUUGUUUUCGCCGAGAACAUUGCUCAGCUCGAAUUCCCCACCGACGAACAGGAAGCUCCGCCUCAAAUGGACUGGAGCGUCGAGACGCCUCUAAACACGGUGGGACUCACAUACUAUCGCGAGGAGCUGCUCUCUUCGUGGCCUCAGAAUUUCGUGUCGGACGUCGGGGCGCCCCCGGUCAUAUUCGACCCGAACUAUCUCUCUGGCCUCCUCCAAAGCGAGUUCGGCUUGUACGGGAAAAACACCUCGGGGCUUCUUAGGAAUCAGCUCCAGGACACCCGAUCGGCCGACAGGUCGUCUGGGAGCGUGCAGGCUCCCAAGUUCCUCAGCGAGAAGGCGAGGGAGACGGCUAAGCUGCUGCCGAGACUCUCCAACGGGGACCCGUAUCAGGAAGAUGCGAUCCAAAGCCCCAUCAAGACCGAGAUCGAGAGCCUCAAGGCCGAGGUGCCCAACAUGUAUCGCAGUGUCGAGAUCAAGUUUAGCAAAUUUGGCGUCGACGACUUCGAUUUUGGGUUCUACAACCGCACUCGAUAUGCGGGCCUGGAGAACCAUAUCGCCAAUUCGUACGCCAACAGUCUCCUGCAGGUCAUGCACUUCACCCCCAUAUUGCGGAAUCUCUCCCUUCAGCAUGCGGCCACUGCCUGCCUGAGCGAGCAGUGUCUUCUCUGCGAGCUUGGCUUUCUCUUCGACAUGCUUGAUAAAGCAAAGGGUGCGACGUGUCAGGCAACCAAUAUGCUGAAGAUGCUCACAAGCCAUCCCGGCGUGGGCAACCUUCAUUUGCUGGAAGAUGAUCCGCAUGCCUCGUCUUUGGCUGCCAUGAUCCAAGGCUUGGCCAGGUUCUUGCUCGAUCAGAUGUGUCGAGACUACAUGAAGACCUCUCCGGAGGUCAACGUGAUGGAGCAGGCCACCGCCACGACUGCUCAAGUCUUGAUGAAGUGCAUGCAUUGCUCCAGCGAAACGGCGCGGUCCAGCUCCAGUUUUGUCAAUGACCUGGUCUAUCCACAGAUGAAUUAUAUCAGGGGCAGGCCGCCGACUGCGACCUCGUUCUCCGACAUCCUUAAGAAGAGUAUCGAGCGCGAGCAAACCGCUCGGGGCUGGUGCACCACGUGUCGGGGCUACCAGCCGCUUGCAACCCGCAAGACCAUCAAGGCGAUCCCCCAAGUGCUGGCCGCCAACGCCAACAUCUCGACCGCGGACCAGAAGCGCCUCUGGGCGACCCCCGGCUGGCUUCCAGAGGAGAUCGGCGUCAUCAUCGGCGACGAGCAUGUUUAUUGCUUCGAGGGCGAGGACCUCAAGCUCCACCUGCAGCGAGCCAAGCACGAGAUAUACGUGUAUUCUUUGAUCGGCGUCGUCGUCAAUAUCGAUCGGGGCCCGCCUCACAAGCCGCAUCUGAUCUCGAUGGUCAAUGUCGCCCACUCUGCACCCGUACCACCCGAGGACAGUCAGUGGCAUCUUUUCAACGACUUUCUCGUAAAGCCCGUGUCGUCCAAGGAAGCCUUGACCUUCAAUACCACUUGGAAGACACCACUCAUAGUACUUUACCAACUGAAGGUUGCAAAUAACCAAAUCGACUCGACAUGGAAGCAGAAGCUCGACAUUUCCGUCCUGUACCAGGAUCAAAGCCCCGCCUCGGACACCAAGACGUAUCAGGUGCUGGAUCCUUCCUUCGAGCGCCCUGGUCCGGAAACCAUCGUGGCUCUCGACACCGAGUUCGUCGCCGUAAAGCAGCCCGAGAUCGAGGUCAAUUCGGACGGCGAGAGGGAGACUAUUCGGCCCAUGAUUCACUCCCUUGCUCGAGUUUCGGUCGUCCGCGGCAGUGGUCCCCGUCGUGGCGAGCCGUUCAUCGAUGACUAUAUCCUGAUCAAGGAGCCCAUAGUCGACUAUCUGACCAUGUACUCUGGUAUAACCCCUGGCGAUCUGGAUCCGCGUCAGUCGAAACACAACCUCGUGUCGCUCAAAGUGGCCUUCAAGAAGCUUUGGGUGCUGCUGAAUCUCGGAUGCCGGUUCCUGGGGCAUGGCUUGCGACAGGACUUCCGGGUAAUCAACAUUCAGGUUCCCAAGGCUCAGGUGAUUGACACCAUCAACCUGUUCUACCUCAAGGCUCGGCUGCGGAAGCUGUCCCUGGCCUUUCUCGCGUCUUGUCUGCUCAAGGAGGACAUCCAGGUGGACACGCACGACUCGAUCGAGGACUCGCGGACGGCUCUAGAGCUGUAUCGGAAAUAUCUGGAGUUCGAGGGUGCCGGAUCGCUCGAUAGCGUCAUCGACGAGAUCUACCGUGUCGGCAGGGAGAGCAACUUCAAGCCCAUCAGGAAGGAUGGCCAAGUGGUUCAGCGGACGCGGACGCCGCCAAACGUCGAGGGCAGGGUCCUUGCCCCUUCCACACCUUCCCAAGUGCCCGUCGGGCAGGGGCAAGUGCCUUCGGGCCCCUUCGGGGGCAUCACGACCCUCACGCCUGGCUAGACGCGAUGGCCCUCAAUUUGACAUUUUCUCCCCGAUGCCUUCCAUCAAAUAUUUUGGUACCAUAGCGUUCCUUACAACUUCCUGAUGACGAAUCCGUCGCGCAUUCAUCCAUACCACCCGGCGCUGUCGUGGAACGCGUCCAAACGUCCCGAAGUCCCUCCCCCGACCAGCCAAAAAUUAACAUAAAACCCAUUUCGAACAAUAAACAUUGUGAUAUGGUCAGAAAGCCC
Molecule: messenger RNA, 3935 nt
Organism: Gaeumannomyces tritici R3-111a-1
Lineage: Eukaryota; Fungi; Ascomycota; Sordariomycetes; Magnaporthales; Magnaporthaceae
Product: PAB-dependent poly(A)-specific ribonuclease subunit PAN2
Exons: 12
Coding region: 295-3705 (1136 amino acids)
Biological process (GO): nuclear-transcribed mRNA poly(A) tail shortening; mRNA processing
Cellular component (GO): P-body; PAN complex
Molecular function (GO): nucleic acid binding; protein binding; poly(A)-specific ribonuclease activity
Source: RefSeq, a predicted model, not a curated record